Messenger RNA from Geodia barretti, 292 nucleotides. NCBI's taxonomy places the organism in Eukaryota, Metazoa, Porifera, Demospongiae, Tetractinellida, Geodiidae. The record is from the annotation of a GenBank genome assembly.
AUGCACACACUUCUUAUGUGUAUGUUUAGUAUCCAAUCUUGUUAUCUGAAAUGCACACACUUCUUUAUGUGUAUGUUUAGUAUCCAAUCUUGUUAUCUGAAAUGCACACACUUCUCACUUCAGAAACCACCCUCUCCCUCUAUCACUAAUCCUUCCACCUUCUCUCCCACUGACACCUCCUAGACACCAAACCAAGUACAGAGGUCCCUAUUGCUGACCUCCUUAGCUUCACUGCACAACAACAACAACAAUGUGUCAAACUCCCAUCUCUGAAGACCUCACUCAAUUGGCC